Dracunculus medinensis (Guinea worm) is the source of this 258-nucleotide messenger RNA. Lineage: Eukaryota; Metazoa; Nematoda; Chromadorea; Rhabditida; Dracunculidae. The record is from the annotation of a GenBank genome assembly.
AUGGUCAUAAUUGGAGUAGACCGAAAUGAGCGUGUAGGUCACGGUGCCGCCACGAUAAAGUCGGCAAGUGACAUGGAAAUCCAGUGCGCUAAUGGAGAACGCCUUCUCCUCUUUGCUGAAGAGCAGGAAGAACAACUUUUUGUUACUAAUGCAUACUUCCGGCGUCGGAAAAGACAUCUAAUCACAUACAGCUCCCCGUAUAAUCAACAUUUCAACCAAAUUGAUUAUGUAUUAAGCGCCACUGGAAGAGUUUCAUAG